Molecule: messenger RNA, 1023 nt
Organism: Lasiodiplodia theobromae
Lineage: Eukaryota; Fungi; Ascomycota; Dothideomycetes; Botryosphaeriales; Botryosphaeriaceae
Product: Synaptonemal complex protein 2-like
Exons: 1
Coding region: 1-1023 (340 amino acids)
Source: RefSeq, a predicted model, not a curated record
AUGCCUGAACUUGGGCACAUCGUGGACAGCUUCAAGGACCCGCCUAGGUCCAGCUUAGCCGAAGUACUCAAGCAGAGAAUUCCCAAGCCUGGAGAACGGUGGACAAAGCGCGAGUUGCAACCAAGACUGGAGAGCGCAACUGCUGAAGGAUUGUCUCCAGGGGAGUGCCGAAUUAUCCAGUACAGGACUUUGCUUGCAGACCUCGUGCAGUACAAUCAUACAGUAAAGGCAACAGAUCAACCUGCAUCCGGCGGCAUGGCCGAGGAAGACGACAAAAGAUGGCUGCUAGCGAGUUUGAGCGAUCGGUGGAUACGGAAGCUCGAAACUACCGCUGGUCAAGAGUUGCAAAGGCAAAAGGAAGAUGAUGCCAAAGAGCAGCACCGUAGGAUCAUGAGCGGCCAGCUUUGGAGUGAAGCGGAGUGGGAAAUGAUACGGGCUAAGAACCACAAGAUUGAACGGGCGGCAAAUAAGAAGAUGUGGCAAGAGUGCAAGGUGAUGACAUUGGAAGACUGGAAGAAAUUGUCGGGGUUUGACUACACAAACAAAAUCCAGGACCUGCUGGAUUUGCAAGCCUUUCAUGACAUACAGAAGGCUGAGCUCAAUGCUCGCACGGACACGGUUCAGGCCCUGGUCUCGGAGGCUACGUGUAGAACAGAAAGUCUCGCGGAAGCUGCUAACAGCCGCCUCGACGUGCUUGAGAACCAGACAGAGACGACUGAAUCUUUGCUGGAUCUAUCCGAAGAGAGCAUGCUGAGGGUCCAUACGCGAGUGCGCAGGCUAAUGGCGACAGACGUCAAGGACGAAAGUGCUCGUGACGAGGAGAUGCGACGUCGUCUUCAACACCCAAAGGCUCUGGAUUAUAUGUUUGAAGGUAAAACCGAGUUGGAGGCGGCAAGAGCAGUGGUGAACUCGACCAGGAGGUUCGUGGAAAAUAUUGAAGAGGACCUCGAAAAGAUGAUCGUGGCGACCGUGGACACGAUAAGCGCCUUAAAGGAUGCGCGGUUGGCGUUGGACUUCCAGUAA